AUGGAGAAGAAUGAGGAGGCAUUCUUUCAAAAAUGUGAUCCAGGUAUGCGGUCCCUACACCUAUAUGGUGGCACAGACCGGAGCUGGGAGGUCAAACCACCAACGUUGAAGCUGCGAGCACCGACGCCGCCUGAGCCAACACUCGACAUCAGCAUAUGGAGGGACACGAUGGAAUGA
Miscanthus lutarioriparius is the source of this 177-nucleotide messenger RNA. The record is from the annotation of a GenBank genome assembly. NCBI's taxonomy places the organism in Eukaryota, Viridiplantae, Streptophyta, Magnoliopsida, Poales, Poaceae.